GGGGCGCCUUUUGAAGGUUGCUGUUCAUGGUGCUGAAUACCGUCGCGAGCUGCGGGAAAGGAGCCGAACACAACAUUGGUCAACGUCUGCACUCCAUUCGCGCACUAUUUCUUAUCUAGGAUAGUUUUUUAUUUUUGUCUCAGCAGAUACCGUUUGAGAACUGACAAUGAACAUGCAGUUUUAGCAAGGUGUGCGAUGGAUUAGUACAGCGUCAUGGAUUCGCCGUGUUCCAUCAUCCUUGCUGUUUUGGCUCUGUGCCUCUUCCAUUCUACCACUAUUUCCGCCAACAGGAAAUAUGGUUGCCUGUUUGAGGAUGAACUCUGCACACCGUACGAGUUUUGCACCAACGAUGGAGUGUUUGGAAGGUGUCAGGAGCUACCAGGGGAAGAUCUCUACACAUAUAACGUCUCCCCCUUGGCUCUCCAGCGCCUCAGGACACUCCUACAGAAACUGGCUCACCAAGGGUUGACCUGGCAGGAUGAUGUCACCCAGCGGGUCAUCUCCAGAGAGUUGUCCAGGCUGCGCAAGGUUCCCCUCCGCCGGCCUUCCCCGCCCAUGUCUCCCCCGGCUCACUACCAUGACAGAACGCUGAGGCCAGGCGAGGCGGAGCUCGGCCGGAAGCUCCAGCAACACCUGAAGGACAUGGGCUUCCUCCCCCAGGCUGUGGGGACCACUGGGACCACUCGUCUGGGGGUCCAACGAGAAAGGCCCCUCACACAGGACUUUCAGAAUGAUGGCCAUGUGGGGGACGCCCAGCCCAAGUCACAGGGUUGGGGAAAGACCACCUUCUACAGCCUUCAGCCCCAGGGUCUUAAAGCCCUUAUCCAGGGCAAGACUAGCAAGAUCCCCCCAGUGGCAGCAGCCUACUCCAGUACACAUCCAGGCAAGGCCAGGCCCCGACUCCUGGCCUCCCAGCUGGAAAGUUACCUCUCUAGGCUUCCCACCAGCCAGAACCGCCCUGGAUCACCAGAGGAAAAGCCCAAGGCGAAGGUCCACUACUUCAGCUACGUCAGCCAUCCUCCCAGCGAGGGGGAAACCAAGGGUGGAUCUCAACCUCCCAAGCCCAAGAUAGAAAAACUGAUCUUUAAGUCUGGAUCAAACCGCCCUGUGUCCAAGCAGCCCCUCAGUCCCACGGAUGAGCGUUUCAUCCAGAACGUGGUCAACCAGCUGGGGAGACACAGCAUCAACAUGGGCACCCUCAGGCGGCCCAACCUGGACCAGCUGGCUGAUGUCAUCGCCGGGGCCCUGCAGGGGGUGGACGGGCAGGGUCCAAAGCCCAGGACCGGACCGGAGGCCAAGAGAGAACCACUGGACACUGUGGACCAGGAUCUGGACCAGGACCACAGCCAGGAUGGAGAUACGAUUCAACAAGACAUGUUGGAGAGAGACGCAACACGUCAAGGGCAACCAAUUGGUGAUGUGGACAAAGAGCCAGACAUGAAGGAUACAGCUUUCCUCAGCAAGCUCCUGGACUACCUGGACCUGGACCCCUUCAGGGAUGCACCAGGCAGCCCAGCGCAGCCCAGCAGGGUCGCUCCGGGGGUUGUCCCCCAGAGGACGGUUGGCCUGGAGAACGUUCAGAGCCGGACCACCCAGGGUCAGGUACCUAUUCCUCACCCCUGGGAGGAGAGGAACGUGGCUGAAUCCCGGACGGACGAGAGGGGGGACCUGGGCGGCCCUCUGGAGGUGGUGGGGGCGGCGGUGGUGGUGGACACUGAGGAGGAGAGGUGGGUCCCUGUGACGGAGACCACCCCAACCCAGGCCCGGGUGGAGCCCCAGAAGAAGGAUAUGAAGGUGCAGGAGGAGGUGGUCCACCUUGGGGUGAAGGCCUUCUCCACCAAGGGGAAGGACAGUAGCGACUUUGGCUACAUUAUCACAGACUCAGACUCCCUUCCCAACGACCAGGGCUUGGACCUGAUGGAGCGACUGGCUCGACGCCUCAACCUCCGCCUCACGGAUCUCCAACAGCUCUCGGUGCUGGGUCCGGCCGUGACCUUCAGAGUGGGGCCCAACCCUCACAAUGUGAGCACUGCAGACAUGGCCCACGUCGCAGCCCAGCAGAAGCAGCAGCUGGAGAAGGAAGCGAGUCUGAAGAUCCUGGAGUCUGGAGUCAGUGAUAGGGGCAGUCUGACCCAGAUCCCUGUGGUGAAGGAGACCAGGGUGGAGUCAGGCCAGUUCCUGGUCCUCAGCGUCCUCUCCAUGCUCUUCAUCCUGGGCGUGCUGGUCUCCUCUGGAGCCCUCUUCUUCCUCCGUCAGCGCUCCCACCUCCAAAUGAAGGAGAAGCUGGUCAGCCUUGGGACUGACACCGGCGCCGAUGCCACCGCAACCUAUCAGGAGCUCUGUCGCCAGCGCAUGGCGGUGCGGACCUCAGAGCGCGUGGAGCGCUCGGAGACGCGCCUGGAGACGCGGCGUCACUCGCGCCUCAACAGCUUGUCGUCCCAGUUCAGCGACGGGCCGGCCGGCAGCCCCUCGGCCCGCAGCAGCACCUCCUCCUGGUGCGAGGAGCCCGUCCCCUCCAACAUGGACAUAUCCACCGGUCACAUGAUCCUGUCGUACAUGGAGGACCACUUGAAGAACAAGAACCGUCUGGAGAGGGAGUGGGAGGCACUGUGCAGCUACCAGGCCGAGCCCAGCACCUGUGACGUGGGAAAGGGCGAGCAGAACGACAAGAGGAACCGCUCGGACGCCGUGAUCGUGUAUGAUCACUCCCGGAUCACCUUGAAGGCAGAGAAUAACCACGGCAAUUCUGAUUACAUCAACGCCAGCCCAAUAAUGGACCACGAUCCACGCAACCCCAACUACAUCUCCUCUCAAGGCCCACUACCCUCUACAGUAGCAGACUUCUGGCAGAUGGUGUGGGAGAACGGAUGUGUGGUCAUCGUCAUGCUGACGCCCCUGUCAGAGAAUGGGGUCAAACAGUGUCACCACUACUGGCCGGACGAGGGCUCCGACAUCUACCACAUCUAUGAGGUCAACCUGGUGUCAGAACACAUCUGGUGUGAGGACUUCCUGGUCAGGAGCUUCUACCUGAAGAACCUACAGACCAAUGAGACCCGCACCGUCACCCAGUUCCACUUUCUGUCCUGGGUGGAGCGUGGCAUCCCCGACUCGGCCAGAACCCUCCUGGACUUCCGCAGAAAGGUUAACAAGUGCUACCGGGGUCGCUCUUGUCCUAUCAUUGUCCACUGCAGGCAAGUAUGCUUUCAACAACAAGCUGUGUGACAAGAAAAUGAUGAACAGCAGUGUAGACUGCAAUGCUGAGGUGUUUAUCGUUUUACACAGUUAGCAUUCAGCAGUGAUUCCCUUUUGUAUUUCCACUACAAAUAAAUGAUGGUAUUCUAAUGAAGUUAUUAUGAAGCGAUGCUAGCAAAUUUACACAGAUAGUUUUUUGCCAAGCUUAUGAUGACAAGGCUCCAUCAAACCCUAGUCUGACAGGGCUGUGAAUAAUAGCCACCUCUUGACUAGUUAUGUGUUGGGUUAGUGUGGCCGGCCCUACCCCCAUGGUGGUUUUAAUGAAACUCUGGAGCUCAGAAUAGCUCUCCUGUUUUUAUUGCCUAAAGCCCUUUAUUACAGUGCCUGUGCGAUGCCUUGUUUGCAAUUAGCAUGCAGCCCUGUUGAAUGCGUAGCUCGCACAAAGAGAGGCUUUUCACAAGGC
Molecule: messenger RNA, 3655 nt
Organism: Osmerus eperlanus (European smelt)
Lineage: Eukaryota; Metazoa; Chordata; Actinopteri; Osmeriformes; Osmeridae
Gene: ptprn2
Product: protein tyrosine phosphatase receptor type N2
Exons: 19
Coding region: 214-3222 (1002 amino acids)
Biological process (GO): insulin secretion involved in cellular response to glucose stimulus; regulation of secretion; protein dephosphorylation
Cellular component (GO): synapse; secretory granule
Molecular function (GO): protein tyrosine phosphatase activity
Source: RefSeq, a predicted model, not a curated record